AUGGCAACAAAAGCUAAAAGCAUGCUGCAGAACUAUAAUCCAGAUGACAUCUACAACGCCGACGAAACAGGGCUCUUCUUAAAGAUGCUGCCGGACAAAACCAACGACUACAAAGGGCCAGACUGCAAGGAUGGAAAGAAGAGCAAGAAUCGCAUCACUUCACUCGUCUGCGCAAACAUGAGCGGAACUGACAAAAUGCCGCUCUUUGUUAUCGACAAAGCGCACAAGCCACGAUGCUUCAAGAAUGUCCGGACGCUACCACGGCCUUACACAGGUCAAAACCGUGCCUGGAUUGACCAGCAACUUUUCACUGAAUGGAUAACCAACAUUGACAAGAAAAUGCGCCGAGCCCACCGCAAGAUAGCUAUGGAAGCGGGUCGUCAUAAAACAGAUAAAGGCCAUCAAAGACAAGAAAAAGCUGGCAACACACUCCUCGACGCCCUGAACACCCUGCAGCAAUCGUGGGAAUGUGUCACUGCGACCACUAUAAGAAACUGCUUGCAACACGCAAAGUUCGAGGUUCCCAACAUAACCACACUGAACAAAUUAGAAGAAUACGACGAGCUUGACGACAUCCCUCCAUUACGCCUGGCAUCACUCGGCGUAUCAGCAUCCUACCUCAGCAAAUUCCUCGGAUUUGUAGACCCCACUCCAACAGCCGAGUCCUUAACCGACGAAGACAUCCUGAGCGAAGAACGCGACAAAUCAUCAGACGAAGAAGAUGACCUAGACGACCAAGGCUAA
Dreissena polymorpha is the source of this 744-nucleotide messenger RNA. Its product is annotated as major centromere autoantigen B-like. Gene Ontology annotation, cellular component: nucleus. The record is from RefSeq and is a predicted model, not a curated record. The coding region runs from base 1 to 744 and encodes 247 amino acids. NCBI's taxonomy places the organism in Eukaryota, Metazoa, Mollusca, Bivalvia, Myida, Dreissenidae. The transcript is spliced from 2 exons. Gene Ontology annotation, molecular function: DNA binding.